AUGGAUCACAAUGCACUCAGCACCUUCCAAGGACUUCUGGUGGGCUCACAGAGAAAGAAGAACCUCCCACCAUAUGGAGUCUCCAUCAAUCUUCUCCCCUGGAUUUGCUGGUUCAUUUGGUGUUUUCGCAACCAUCUCCUCUUCCAAAACAUGACAUAUUCACCACAGGAGACCUUUAACAAAGCUAUCUAUUUGGCGAGGGAAUGGGAAAAUGCCCAAAAACCCAAGUCAGCAAGAGGACCUUUUACCAUCGCAGCCCCGCAGCUCCCGACUGAAACGAGCUCUGCAAUCCGAUGCAACACAGACGCGGCCUGGAGAUCGGACUCAACAACAGCAGGAAUCUGCUGGAUCUUCACAGCUCCAUCUACAGUGGAAGUCAAUAGGAGAUUGAAGAUUCAGAUGCAUGUAUCCUCCCCGCUUCUCGCAGAAGCCUUAGCCAUCAGGGAAGCUCUCCAACAGGCGAUCUCCCUCAAGCUCACUCAUAUCUGGGUACGCUCAGACUCUCAAGUGCUCGUUAGAGAAAUCGACCGGAAUCGAAAUUCAUCGGAAAUCCACAGAGUUCUCUCAGACGCCGUUUAA
This is a messenger RNA of Brassica oleracea var. oleracea, 579 nucleotides long. RefSeq lists its product as uncharacterized. The record is from RefSeq and is a predicted model, not a curated record. NCBI's taxonomy places the organism in Eukaryota, Viridiplantae, Streptophyta, Magnoliopsida, Brassicales, Brassicaceae. The transcript has a single exon. Bases 1 to 579 code for a protein of 192 amino acids. Gene Ontology annotation, molecular function: RNA-DNA hybrid ribonuclease activity; nucleic acid binding.